Molecule: messenger RNA, 1945 nt
Organism: Lacerta agilis (Sand lizard)
Lineage: Eukaryota; Metazoa; Chordata; Lepidosauria; Squamata; Lacertidae
Gene: FEZF2
Product: FEZ family zinc finger 2
Exons: 5
Coding region: 404-1945 (513 amino acids)
Cellular component (GO): nucleus
Source: RefSeq, a predicted model, not a curated record
AAACCAAGGGUGUGCCUUAAAUUGGAGGAGAGAGGGGGAUCCAUUUCUCAUCCUCCUCCUUCCUCACCCCCCCUCCUCUUUCAGUCCAGACCUUUGCUGAACGUUUGGCUGGGAAAAGAAAUUCUCUCUCGCUCUCACUCUCUCCUCCCCACCCCCCUUGGUGGCCCAAAUCCCAUGUCAUUCUGCUCCAAGUGACUUCAUGUGAUGUCAGCUUUAAAUGUAAGAGACAGCGAUCUGACGCUCGCGAAGAUGCUGGCCAUCCAAAUCUGACAGCGCGGCCGCACCGCGGUGCUUGGAUGCGUCUCCUCGGCGGCGUCGGGCAAAGGGGGGAAAAAGAUCUAUUUUAUGGGCGAGAUCCGGCUGCUCAUCUUCAGUUCGGGUCUCCUUCCCUCCCCCUCCCGAGAUGGCCUCCUCGGCUCCGCUGGAGACGGUCAUGCCUCCCGCCUGCGUCCGCAACGGCGCGGCCAACCCGGCCAAGACGCUCGCCUUCUCCAUAGAGAGAAUCAUGGCCAAGAGCUCGGAACCGCACCAGCCGCAACAGCAGCACCACAAACCCGCCGCCGCCGCCGCCGCCGCCGCCUUCGAGGCGCGGCGCAGCGAGUCUCCGGGCAAGAAGCUGCUGAGCCUCUGCUCGCCCAUCCCGUGCGUGAUCGCGCCCAUGCAGCCUCUGCCCGGGUACGAGGCGCCCUCGCCCAAGGCGCUGCUCAACUACUCCGAGCUGUGGAAAAGUAGCUUGAGGAACUGCGGCUCGGCUCUGGCGGGCGGCGCAGCUUCGACGGCCGGCGGCUUCUGCAAAGGCGGCUGCGGCUUGUGCUGCAAGGGGGACCUCCACCACCACCACCACCACCACCACCACCAUCACAACAGCAGCAGCAGCACCCUGGGCCAGGCCUCCUUGCCCGCCACGACCCGCGUGAUCAAGCCGCAGGUGAUCAACCAGGCGCUGGCCAUGCCGGCCAACGGAUCUAGCCUCUACUACUUCAACUACCUGGAUUCCUCGCCAUACCACCCGUCGGAGAUCCUCCACGGGCAGCUCUUCACUUCCAGCCUGCUCCAUUCCCAAAGCCCCGCCGCCGCGGCAGCCGCAGCCGCUGCCGCAGCCGCAGCCGCCCUCUCGGCUCACCAGAAACUCUUCCUGUUGGAUAACGCCAAGCUGGCUUCCUUGGCCCCGUCGGAGAAGUUCCCCAACGCGCAAUACCCGCACAAGGAGCGCCUCCCCGGGCAGCUGGACCAAGUGAUGAAGGAGAACACGGGCCUGGCCGGGGAAAGGAACGGCGCCAAGGGACAUCACCACGGCAAACCGGGCGUCGGCGUCGGUAGCGGCGUCGCAGGUGCUGGUGGGGGCGGCGCGGCCGACGGGAAGCCCAAGAACUUUACCUGCGAGGUGUGCGGCAAGGUGUUCAACGCCCAUUAUAACCUCACCCGCCACAUGCCGGUGCACACUGGAGCCCGGCCCUUCGUGUGCAAAGUCUGCGGGAAGGGCUUCCGCCAAGCCAGCACUCUCUGCAGACACAAAAUCAUCCACACGCAGGAAAAACCCCACAAGUGCAACCAGUGCGGGAAAGCGUUCAACAGAAGUUCCACGUUAAAUACUCACAUUAGGAUCCACGCUGGCUACAAACCUUUUGUGUGUGAAUUUUGUGGCAAAGGAUUUCAUCAAAAAGGGAAUUAUAAAAACCACAAGCUGACCCAUAGCGGCGAGAAGCAGUACAAGUGCACCAUCUGCAACAAAGCUUUCCACCAGAUCUACAACCUGACCUUCCACAUGCACACGCACAACGACAAGAAGCCUUUCACCUGCGUCACCUGCGGCAAGGGCUUCUGCAGGAACUUUGACUUGAAGAAGCACGUGAGGAAACUGCACGACACCGUCGCUGCCGCCGCCGCCGCCGCCGCCGCCGCCGCGCCUUGCGGGAAAGAACUUCCUAGGAGCGUGCAAAGCUAA